AUGCCCGACUUAAUAACAGUUCCGGAGAGGACGGAGAGGGGCGGCCAUACACCGGUCGCUGUUCUUCUGUACCCAGAAACGGAUAUCCCCAAUGAGGAAAAGAAUCUUCACGAUGCCAAAAUCCAACUCGACGAAUCGAGAAACGCCUCAGCGAAGCACACCACAAAAAUGCGCGAGCAGAUACGGAUUUUCCAAACCCAGCAAGAGGCUGUCCGGAAACGAUUAAUGGUCGUGGUCCGUUCGGAUACUCCCGAGGAGGCUACCACGCUUCUGAAGGGUCCUAUGGAGAAGCUAAGACGGGUUGAAUUGGCUAAAUCAUAUGUCGAAUUGCUGAAAGAUGUCGACGAGAUGAAAAAAGAAGCCAGGAGCUUCCUGCCCGGUCGCCCAAAAGAGGCACUUGUACCUUAUAUCAAGUUGAAGGAGCUAUCAUUAUCAAUGGUGGAGCUUCAGCGUGAUGCAGAGGGCGCGGCUCCCCAUUUAGUGAACUACGUGCAAGGUGCUACUUCGAAGCUCUGGGAUGACAUGAAGAGAAUCAUGGCAGAUGAAUUCGAAGCAAUCUUAAGAGCUACAAGGUGGCCAGAGGUUGCGCAGCCUCCUUCUAGGGAGUGGCAGGAUUGCUUUGAAAAAUUGCUGGAUCUACAAUCUCCCGAGAUCAUGUCUGCUAGAGAACCUCUCGCGCUUCUUCCUAUGACUGUCUUGGCGAAGAACUUCGUCUCUCAAUUCAGAUAUCAUUUUUUUACGCCAAAAGCCACUAAUCAGAUACACCGACUUGGGGAGUUCUUCUUCCCAUGGUUUUUGGGUACUGUUGAGAAGUGGCAGGACUAUCUCAGAGAGUUCGUCGGACCCGUAUUGGCAGCUCAUUUCCGGGGAAACCUGCUUGCUGGCAACCCACUCUAUGUGGAUCCUGUAGCUGCUUUCAUUACUGCGCUGUUACCAGUAAUGAAAGAGAAGGUUGAUGCCGUUGCUCUAGAGGUGUCCUCCAAGCCAAAUCUACUUAGCCGCUUUAUACCAGAGUUGAUGGCGUUCGAUGAGAAGGUCCGAUCUCAAUUUGAUUAUGACGGCGGUAACCCAGAGGCCGGCUGGAAAGGACUGACGUGGGAUGUUUUGAACGUUUACUUCGACAAUUGGCUAGAUGCUGAGAAAAUGUUUGUUGUUAAAAGAUAUGAAGAAAUACAUUCUGGUCCGGACCGCGGCCAGAUUGAUUUUGAUGGCGCUGAAGUUGGCAAGACCAAACCUACUUAUGGAGCAACCAAAGUUGGAGAUCUGUUACAUUCCGUAACACAGCAAUACAAAGGAUUGCGAAGAUUCUCUCACAAAAUCCGAUUUUUCGUGGAAAUUCAAUCGUACCUCCUUGAUCAAUAUUUUGGAGUUCUGAAUGACUCCCUCUCGGUCUAUUUAUCUUCCAUCACAACCGUCGGACGCACGUUGCAUGGUAUUUCGAAAGAGGAACAGGCCAACCUAGAGGGCAUUGGCGGACUUGAUCGCUUGUGUCGUAUGUACGGAAGCGCAGAUCGUAUUAUAUUUGUGCUUCGAGAAUGGUCCUGUGACGAGUUCUUUGUGGAAUUGUGGGAUCAAUUGCAAGAUAGGGCGAAAGAUAUAGAAGCCGAGAAUAAAGUGGCCGGAGACAUGACCUUGAAUCAGGUUAAACAACAUACUUCGAGGGUCCUGGGCACGCAAGCCGAAGGCUCAAUGUUCGAUAUCCAUAUCGACCUCUACAAUCGCUUUCGGAAUAAAACAGAAACUAAAAUUAUCGAAGCCUUACAGCAUUCCUUCCCACAAUCAUUCAAGCCGUAUUUCAUUAAACCUCAAUGGAGGACCGUUGGCGAGGAGCUUGUUCCAGACCCUAGCACAAUGGCUAUCACCCCAGAACUUGACUCACCACUCCAAACCAUCAAGGCAAGCAUGUCAUUCCUCAACAUGGCCCUGGCAUACUCAACGUUCCGUCGAGUCUGGCGAGCAGCGUUCAGCAACCUUCAGACUCUUCUCUUCAACGAAGUACUGGUCAAGCAGGAGUUUACUAGUCUCGGGGCAGCUCGAUUAAUGGCCGAUAUCAACGCAAUCCACAGCGUUGUAGAGAGCUCUAUUGGUUUCAGUAGAGGUUCAAUCAGCAUAGAGGCUCUUGGCAUGCCCAAGUUAAGGGAAGGCAUAGAGCUGUUAAAUUUGCCAUUGCAGGCUGAUGAAGGCAAGAUAAACCUCAAAGAUGGGUACGAGGAGAUAUUUUAUUCGAGGGAAAAGGCUGCGGAAACGCUUGCUAAAUUGGGCCUCAAUCGGUUAUCAACUUAUGAGGCCAAGUUGAUCUUGCAGCAUAGGGUUGAGGCGAGAGUUUCGAUCGACGAUUAG
Molecule: messenger RNA, 2340 nt
Organism: Glarea lozoyensis ATCC 20868
Lineage: Eukaryota; Fungi; Ascomycota; Leotiomycetes; Helotiales; Helotiaceae
Product: RINT-1 family protein
Exons: 6
Coding region: 1-2340 (779 amino acids)
Biological process (GO): regulation of ER to Golgi vesicle-mediated transport; retrograde vesicle-mediated transport, Golgi to endoplasmic reticulum; endoplasmic reticulum to Golgi vesicle-mediated transport
Cellular component (GO): Dsl1/NZR complex
Source: RefSeq, a predicted model, not a curated record